AUGCCGUUGCAGCGGCCGGAUCCCGGCAGCACUGGUCCUGAUGGUGAUCUCCAGGACCAGUCACCAGUGGACGGCGGCUCCCUUGGUGCUUCGUGGCGCCCGACCUUGGACGCUUCUCUCCCGAGCAGCCGAGCGACAAGCUCGGACCCUGACGCCCACUUCGAGCCCGACGAGUUCUGGGCAUGCAGGCAUUGUGGCUCAGGCGACUACUCAUGGGAUGAGAGCAUCCUGGAAUGGCGCUGCCCCUGCUGCGGAUCGAGCGAAUUCUCUUCGCGGCCACUUGGCCCUGGCGCGGACGGCGCAUGGUUCUUCGUUCCCAGCGGCCUUUUGAGUUCUGAGUCCAAUCCACUAGUAGCACCAGGCCCAUGGCGUCGCAGCCUGGUCGACCCCUUUAUGGACCUUGUCGCCGAUCUCAUGACCCCGGACCUGGACAAUCCCAUCUACCUUUUGGUUUUGGGCAGCCGCUACAACCUAGCGGGAGGCGAAGGCGACGACGUGGAGGACCAGGUGAUCCACCAGGUGACCCACCAGGCGAUCCGCCAGGCGGCCCACGAGGUGACCCACCUGACGAACCAGACGAUCCAGAAUAUCCUCUACCAGGUCUGCCACGAGGUUCAUUCAUGGAACAGCGUGAAAGGCCCCAUGCAGGGAGUCAAGUUUCGCGGAGGACAACCUCCCUUGCCACCAGCUUGGCACUACGAUCGGAGUGACCUGGCUGCAUUUAGAAAAUGGCGCAAGCGCGUCGAGAUGUGGUCACUCCAAGUGGUGAACUAUGUCCCCAAGAAGGAGGCCGGCAUUUUGCUGUUCAACUCCCUCAAAGGCGAGCUUGAAGAAGAGCUCGAAGAUGCCGAUGUUGAGCGCAUCUACGAUGCCAAUGGAGUGGGCUUCAUAGUGAACACCAUCCAGAAGGCCGUUGAGACCCGGACGGUGCACUUGAAGCGCCAACUCCUGUCCACCUACGAGCACAUCUACCGGAAUGCCAACGAGAGCAUGAGAGCAUUCACGAACAGAUACCAAAGGACCGAAAGGUCCCUGGCCACCAUCAACAUCAAGGACGUCCUCCUCUUCCAGUGGCCAGAUCAUAAACCCCUGCCACCAGCGCUGACACCUCAUGAUCGAGGAAAAGGAGUUUCUCGACCACCGCCUCAGCACUUCCUGAACAAGAGCAAGGGGAAGGGCAAAGGAAAGCCUCAGACCAAGCAGGCCUUCGUGACCGAGGCCAAUGAGGCGGAAGAUGAGGGGCCCGAGAUUGAAGAUGACGGCGUUGAUGACACCGCCGACUACCAGGACGAGAACGAGCACGAAGAUGAAGAACCUCCUGAACAGGAGGACGGCGAUGAUGAGAAUUGGGAAGACCCUGAGGUCCAGCAGAUCCUCAGCGUCACAGCACGCAAGUUGGCGGGCGUUCUUCAAGCCCGAAAGUAUGGCAACAGCAGCACAUCAUCCAGUGCACCAAGGCGGAGCAUUGCAGACCGAAAACGAACGACACACUGCUCAGCCUGCGGACAACAAGGGCACUGGGCAGGAGACCCAGAAUGCAGCGUGAGCAAUAAAGGCAAGUCCGCAAAGGGCACUGGUAAGAGCGACAACAAGGGUGGCAAGAAUCCCAAGGUACACCUGCUGGACGCGACAAAAGCGGCCGGACACAUCAUUUUGGACACGGCAUGCCAGAUUGUUUUGAUUUUUGGAACGCCCAUCAACGAGAGAUUCACGAUGAAUGCAGUCAAGGGCACGUCCGUGAGUUCAUUUCAUACCCGCUAUCACAUCAAGCUCAAGUCACGGCGCAAGCCUCUCCGCCUCAGUCGGGGUGGAGCCCUGCUGCGGAUGCACCUCGAUCGACCUCCACCGCCUCCGUGGCUAUGGCGCUGGCGCUACCUGGUCAAGAAGGUGGUGGGCUGGGCAAGACAGGCCCACCGGUUCCUCCGACUGCCUCAACGCUCGGAGGAGACACCAUUGGCCGCUGCGAAGACCAAGGCCAAGGCCAUGAAGGCCAAGUUCAAGCCGGAGACCACCUAUCUGGCGACCACGGACUGCGAGCACCAGCACGUCAAGAGGUCAGGGAAUCGGCACGGAAGCUAUGCUCAGUGCCUGGACUGCAAGAUCAAGUGGAAGUGGAACCCCACUCUCCGAGGUUGGGAACACUUCAUCGCGGCCUCCAGUUCCUCACAAUUGCCACCGCCUUCCUUGGGCACUGUCUUGGAUCAGUCAUGGACGGGCAGCCCAACCGGCUACAAGAACACGAGCGACCAGCUGCCGCUGCCACCUUCGACGCGGGCUACCCGAGCUACAACCUCGACGAGAUCUUCGGCAAGGACCUCCGGCCCACUGCCCAAGGCCAAGGCGGGCCAGCGACAACAGAGUGUCUGGGAUUUGGUUCAAGACCACCAGAGGAGACACGGUCCAGCUUCAAGACCGACACCAGUUCAGGACACCUCUCACCUGGACCUCGAGGAGCUGCUGGAGAGCGACCUGGCGCGCUGGGAAGAGGCGGAACUGGGAGCCGACGAUCCACGACUUCCUCCGGGAUGGAACCCGGAAUGGGACGUCAUGAUCGACCAGACGCAGGAGCCACCAGUCUUGGAGGUGAGCGAAGACGACUACGACUGGGAGAACUACGGCGACUCACUGGCGUCCUGA
Molecule: messenger RNA, 2637 nt
Organism: Durusdinium trenchii
Lineage: Eukaryota; Dinophyceae; Suessiales; Symbiodiniaceae
Source: the annotation of a GenBank genome assembly